AUGGCUGUUUCUACAGACCAGUUCUCCGCCAUUUACGACAAGGCGAUCCAAAAGUACAACGAAAUCACGGGGGAGACGCUCGCGGUUGACUUUAUCGCCAAAAUUCGCAGUGUUGACGAUCUCACGAAAGAAAUCGACGAGAGAAACAGCACCUUUCGCGAAUUCCGCGAAAGGCGAGGCGCUAUCUUCGAUCUUCUGAAAACAACGCUAAUCCCAGUGGAAUUGUUCGGUGCCCUUGCGGCGGAGGGAGCGUCGGUGGCAUUUCCCCCCAGCAGCCUGGUCUUUGGAGCCGUGAUUCAUUUGGUGGGCGCUGCAAAGGGUGUAUCGGCGUCCUACGACGCGAUUCAGGACCUGAUGCAGAUGCUACAGGAUUUCACCGCCCGACUAAAAGCAUACGCGCAAGAAGCCAUUUCUGAGGCCUUAUCCGACAAGUUGAGCGAUAUCAUUGUGACUCUUAUUGAGAUUUUAUCCUUGUCAUCCAAGGCCAUCCGACGUGGCCGACUGCUUAAGUUCACUCGAAAUAUUUUACUCGGUAAUGAUGACGCCAUUCAAGCGGCGAUGGUCAGACUUGACAGGCUCACUGGAGUCGAAGCAACCCUAGUUGGGGCAGAGACCUUGACCGAGUCGAAGAGAGCCGGUCGUAUAGUUGAUGGUUUAUCUGUAACUGCCAACUCCACCAACGCGAUUGUCCUGGAGACCGGAAUGACGGUCAACCAAAUGAGCGCACAGGUACACGGGAUGCAGGAGAUGUUAGAAGAGCUGAUUGUUACUGCAAAAGAGGAAAAUCAGGUUCGCCACGAGGAUCAAGAAGCCUUGCAGAGAUUUGUCAACCAGGUGGUUAGGCCAUCCAAAGUUGAUCCGGUGCAGGAGUGGUUCCACAAAAUACACAAAGCCCGUGUCGCAGGCACAGGAGACUGGAUUCACCGGGAGGAUGUUUUCCAAUCCUGGAUCAAUAAGGAAACACCGGUCAUGUUUCUUUCUGGAAAUCCGGGGGCAGGCAAGUCAUUUUUGGUGGAAAAUAUGAUUAGUUAUCUUCUCGAGCACUUCUGCACGGGUCUUCAACGUGACCCGCUGGUUUCGAUUGGGUACUUCUUCUUCAAGGGUGACAACCCCCAGACCAGGUCUUUUCACCAGGCGUUGCGAGACCUAGCCUUUCAACUCAGCAAGAGUGACCCAGAGUAUCAGAAGUAUCUCGCAACCAUUGAGGAAUAUGAACAGAUUAGUACUCUUGAGAGUGCCUGGCGUCUCCUCUUCGUGGAAUACUUCCUGAAGAAACCUGAUAUUAAGAGCACCACCUACAUCCUGCUGGAUGGAGUUGAUGAAACUCUGGACGAGGAGCGGACAGUCUUCAUCGAUCUAGCAAGGGAUCUGUAUGACAACCAGUCGUGUUUGCAGCUAGCCAUCGUUGGCCAACCUCAUCUUAGCGAUCAGCUGCUUGAAGGCCUCGGGGUUAAGGUGCCAACCAUCCACGUCACCAAACAAAAGAACUCUGGAGAUAUUACCCAGUACAUCCAUGUCAAGGGCAUGUUCCUUUGGGUGAACUUAAUGCUCCAGGAGUUGGUUAAGAAGCGAAAUGAAACCAGUAUGCGAAAGGCACUAGGGCAGGCUCCCCGGGGACUUAAUGAGAUGCUUCGACAUAUGUUGGCCACUUUCUCCGAAAGCUCCAACGAGGAGGAGCUCGAAUACCUCAAUGAAACUUUACUCUGGGUCACAUGCGCCAACCAACCCUGGACGCUAUCCGAGAUAGAAUCGAUCCUCAGACUAAAAUCACCGGAAGGUGAUGGUAUGAUUGACCUUGAAGGUGCCCUACGUCGCCAAUGGGCGUCAUUUUUCACCCUGCACCGAGAGGAUGGCCUUACAACGGCCGAACUGGAGAAUGGAUCAGCCCAUCUGGACGCUUUUGGCUGGCCGGCCGAUGAAGAGAGAGAGAAUGAACAUGAGAGUUGCGAGGAGGACUACUUCACGGCCUUCAACUCAAAACCGAAUACUACUACUGUAACCUUUUGCCAUGCAUCCAUUGGCGACUUCCUCCGCGAUGAAUCGCAAGGAAAGGUGUCGGCUACUGGGGGUCACAUUGCUGUCGGAGUGAAUUACCAUGAAGCCAGGCCUUAUAUCCUCAAGACUUACUUAAGGCUGAUCGCCGAUCUUGAAUUUACAAGAAAGGCCACCGACUCAGGGCAUAUGCUCCAACAUGCUGCGCGACAUUGGGGUGACCAUCUACUCUCCACUUUGCCAGCCCAAUGCUCAUUAGAUGAUAGGCGGGAUAUUGCGAAGAUGCUAUUGACGGUCUUUCGAUCGGAAGAAUCAAUGUCGAGCUGGCUUGGUGGAAACAUUUGGGUGCUUCGUAGCGCAACCAUCGAAGCUCUCCGACCAUGGUGGGAAGGGCAAGAAGUCCACGAGAUUCUAUCUCCGGAAGAGAAGGAGUUUCUGUCCACGAUGGAGGAUGAUCCAUUCAAUUUAUUCAAACCAAUGGUAAUUUUCUGCGUCAAGAGGUGGCUGUUGGAAGACUUGGAUAAUCCUGACUCCAUGGUCUCUAUGGUCUGGCGCUACCAAAUGUUAGUUAAAGGUGAGGAGGCCCAUGAUUACGAUAGAGACAUAACAGCGGAAGAGAUAGUCGAAGCCGCUGAGUUCGGUGGCUUCGAGAAGACCAGUCGAUGGUUUCGACAAUGUGCGACCGCUCUCCGUGAAUCGUGGUACCAUGAAGAAGCCCUCGAGUAUUUCAAACAGGCGAUGGAACUUAAUCCAGAUGAUUGGCGGACCAUGCGUGAGCUAGCACAUAUGUACAAGGACCAAGACGACUGGCAGACAUCUAUUGAGUUCUGGGAACGGACUCGACUAAGGUUGUUGACCACAAUUAAGGAGUCAUCAAAGGACAUGACGCUGAAAGAAGAUCUUCAUGGGUGCUUGGAGCAGAUGGGUCAGAUCUACCAGGAGCAGGAGAACUGGCAGAAGCGGUUCGAGACAGCUCAAGAGGCAUAUCAAUAUGCGCCCUCCUGCUCGACCUGUAUUGCUGCCCUUCUGGAAUGCCAUAACGACAACCACGAUUACAAAGCUACCAUGAACGUGCUGAAGAAGUUAGCGGACACUCCAGCUCCGGAAGACGAUUUCUCACAGUUAACUCAAUUUUUACUGGUCAACGUAUUUGAUGUUGAUUUAAAAUCGAGGCUUGCUGCAGAUGCCGCGUUGGCUACCAACGAUCUGGACUUCGUGUUGGAGAACUUGCAAACGGCAGCCAGGGUGGCUAGAACAGCUUCAAGAACAUUGAUUGCCGUAGAGGUGGAUAUGGCAAUUGCUAGAAUUUACAAUGAUAUCCUUCUUGACCAUCUGAAGGCAAUCAUGUGCUGGGAAAAGGUCAUGGAUACAUACUCUUCCUCUUCGGAUGGGACACUUAUCGGGAUGAUUAGACAUCUCGCCUCCACAAACCUGGCUCAGACGUUUCUCUGCAACGCAAUUGAGGCUGGAAUUGACAGUCCAGAGGCGGCAGAACCGUUGGCCAAGCUUGAGAAGCUCGUUGACCGAAGCCAAUCUUAUUCCUUCGGAACAAACGCGUCCGUGCCAGCCCUCUACUUGGGCAUCUUCUGCCACCUCCGAGGUCAGGAAGACAGGGCUCGAACUCUCUUCCGAUUCUCCAUACAACGAUGCAUCUUAAGCCUCCGCGACAAUAAUCCCACAAAUGACGAGCUUACUGACCUGCAAUAUACUCUUAUGAGGGCGGGAGACUUGAAAAAUGUCGUUGCAAUUGCCCACAGGACAGAUGAACACAAUAGUGACCCCUGGUAUCUAUGUCGCGGCUCAUGCCGGCGGAAAAUACCUACACAGAAUGGGUUUUCUAUUUGUUCCAUCUGUUUGGAAGGGCAAUGGUGCCCGGAAUGCGUCAAACUCAUGGAAUUGGCGAUGCCCAAGAAGAGGUGUCAUUCGCAGCACGUGGAGUACUGGAUCUCCAUUCCUCCCCAAUUAAAGAGCAUUUCUAGCGGUAUGAUGCUGGUCGAUGGCGAAGAAAUGGAGUUUGAGGCGUGGUUGAAACUGUUGAAGAAGGAGUGGGCUCUUGAUGCUUCCAAUCCUUCAAAUUCGACUGUAAGUCAGUUUGGCUUGGGCGAAUUUUUACUAGGCAUUGUCGCGUAA
Penicillium cosmopolitanum is the source of this 4122-nucleotide messenger RNA. RefSeq names its product NACHT and TPR domain protein. The transcript is spliced from 3 exons. Lineage: Eukaryota; Fungi; Ascomycota; Eurotiomycetes; Eurotiales; Aspergillaceae. The record is from RefSeq and is a predicted model, not a curated record. Gene Ontology annotation, molecular function: protein binding; ATP hydrolysis activity. Bases 1 to 4122 code for a protein of 1373 amino acids.